Miscanthus lutarioriparius is the source of this 6537-nucleotide messenger RNA. The record is from the annotation of a GenBank genome assembly. Lineage: Eukaryota; Viridiplantae; Streptophyta; Magnoliopsida; Poales; Poaceae.
AUGGCGGACGAGGCGGAGUGGAUCGAGGCUGAGGCCGGGAACGCGGGCGCGGGUCCUCCAGCGCCCGGAGGCGGCGAGGAAAUCAAGAGGAAGAGGGGGAGGCCCAAAGGUAGCGUCGACUCUUAUAAGAGGCGGAGGCGGCGCGCCGGCGACCCGCCCUUGGCGGUGUCCGUGGCGAGCCUCGGGGAUCUAGGGCACUCGUCCGGCUGCAUUUCCUAUCCCCCACUUCCUCCCCCCUGCACUGUGUACACUGUGCGCGACGGCGCCGCGGCAAUCGCCGCCCAAUCCAUGGCGGACGAGGCGGAGGGGGUCGAGGCUGAGGCCGGGAACGCGGGCGCGGCUCCCGCGCCCGGAGGCGGCGAGGAAACCAAGAGGAAGAGUGGGAGGCCCAAAGGUAGCCUCAACAAGAAUAAGAAGAGCAACAAGGAUAGGACGCCCAAGCCCAAGGCCGGGACCAAGGGGAGGCGGAGGCGGCGCACCGUCGACCAGGCCUUGUCGGUGCCCGCGGUGAGCCUCGGGGAUCUAGGGCGCGCGGUGGCGGCCGGGAUCAGGCCGCUCAGGGAGAGGAGGCCGGCGCCCAAUGCGUUCUUCGACUGGGACAGCGACAGCGAUACUGAGCAUGAUGAUGAGGAAACUACGAUUAAUCAAGUCAACCACGAGAGUGCUAAAACAGGUGUUUCUGUAAAGAAGGGAGGAAGAGGAAGACCCAGAAAAAUGGAAGCCGACCAACUGGAUAGCAAGGCCCAGAGUUUCGAUGGUAAAAGCAAUGGCCAAAUGAAUUCGAAUGCUGCUGGGAAGAAGAGGGGAAGGGGAAGACCCAAGAAACUAACAGUAGAACAAGUGGUUAGUAGGUGCCAGUUCUCCAAUGGUGAAACAAACGGGAGUGAUGCUGAGGCAGCAAGGAGCAAGCAGUCAAGGAAUCAUAAGCUUUUACAGAAUGCAAAGAAGCGGAAAAGAGAUGUAGGGAAAGAGUCUAUGACAAAAAAGUUGAACAAAGUGGAUAAAGAAGAAAAGAAGCUCCCAUCCACCAAGGAUGAAACCCUUGAUAAAAAUAAUAUGAAAGGGAGUAAGAUGUUGACUGGGGAAAAUGCCCUCAUGUGCCAUCAGUGCCAAAGGAAGGACAAACCACGGGUUGUCCGGUGUCAGUCGUGCAAAAAAAAGCGAUUCUGUGUGCCAUGCAUAGAACAAUGGUAUCCUAAUUUGCCAGAAGAUGAAUUUGCUGUGAAAUGCCCAUAUUGUCGCAAGAACUGUAAUUGCAAGGCAUGCCUACGGAUGAGGGGAGUUGAAGAGCCUCCAAAAAAGGAGAUCUCUAAAGAAAAUGAAAUUCGUUAUGCUUGUCAUAUCGUAAGCUUGCUGCUUCCCUGGAUGAGAGAAUUGCGACAAGAACAGAUGGAGGAGAAGGAAGUAGAGGCUAGUAUACGAGGAGUUUCAGUGAAUGAGAUAAAAGUGGAACAAGCUGAGGUUGACCUAGAUGAUCGUGUAUAUUGCGACAGGUGUAGAACAUCUAUUGUUGAUUUUCAUAGAAGCUGCAAGCAUUGUUUCUAUGAUCUUUGCCUUAACUGCUGCAAGGAGCUUCGCAAAGGUGAGAUCCCAGGAGGAGAAGAGGUGGAGUAUGUGCCACCUGAACCUAAAGGUAGGAGUUAUUCUUUUGGCAAGAUUCCUCUGUCAGAGGAUGCUAAUAGAAGUAAGAGCUCCUCAAAUGGUCAGUCUUACAACGGCAUGCCUGCUGUUGGAAACCCCAAUAACGGUCUGUUGCUCUGGAAAGCAAAGAGUGAUGGUAGCAUACCUUGUCCACCAAAGGAAGUAGGAGGCUGUGGUAGGACACUUCUGGACCUCAAGUGCUUGUUUCCAGAGAAGAUGCUUGCUGAGAUAGAAGAUGGAGCUGACAAAGUUCUCAGGAGCGAGACAUUAGCUAAAGCAAUGGUUAGUAGAAGUGAUCGGUGCCCUUGCUUUGAUCAUUCAGGCAAGAUAAGAACUGAAAGCAAAUCAGUACAGGAGGCUGCAAGCAGGAAGGACUCAAGUGAUAACUUCCUAUACUGUCCAGUUGCUACUGGUAUUCAAGAUGAUGACAUAGUACAUUUUCAGAUGCAUUGGGCAAAGGGUGAGCCAGUUGUUGUUUCUGAUGUCCUUCAGUUAACCUCUGGCCUGAGUUGGGAGCCAAUGGUAAUGUGGCGGGCAUUGCGGGAAAGAUCCAAAGGCAAAGCAGAAGAUGAGCAAUUUGCUGUUUGGGCAAUAGACUGCCUUGAUUGGUGUGAGGUGGAAAUCAACAUACAUAGGUUCUUUAAGGGAUAUACAACAGGCAGAACUCAUGCUAGGACUCGCUGGCCUGAGAUGCUUAAGCUAAAAGACUGGCCUUCUUCUAGUUCCUUUGACAAGCGAUUGCCGCGACACGGUGCCGAAUUUAUUAGCGCAUUGCCAUUUCGUGAGUAUACUGAUCCACGAUAUGGCCCGCUAAAUCUUGCAGCCAAGCUUCCUGCUGGUGUCUUGAAGCCAGAUCUUGGACCCAAAAGUUACAUUGCUUAUGGGUUCUACAAAGAGCUAGGCAGGGGUGAUUCUGUGACCAAGCUUCACUGUGACAUAUCUGAUGCGGUAAAUAUCUUAACACACACAGCUGAAGUCACUUGUCAGACUGAUCCCUGUCAAAUUGAAAAAAUCCAAAAAGACAUGAGAGAGCAAGAUCUGCAGGAACUAUAUGGGGGUCUAAAAUCCUGCUCUGAGCUGAAGUUGUCACCAGCUCCAACUGAAUGCAGGGAUGAAUCUGUUGAUGAAGGAUUGAAGACCUCAUAUAGUAGUGAAGACAAUUGUGUCAAUAGAGACAACUAUAAUGGUUUGGACAUCAAUGCUUUACCACCUAAUGACGAUGGAGAUGAUGCAAAGGAUAAAGAAUCAUCUCAUGGAUCAGAAUCCCAAAGUGAACUAGGUCAGUGUUCCUAUCACAGCAAUGGGGUCAACACAACUGAUGGGAUGCACAAUGGAGCUCAUUACAUUUCACACAAUCAAAAAAGCACUGGCAGGAUACAACUCAAGAAAGUUAGCAUUAAACCUCAAGAAGAGAAAUCUGAAAAGGUUGAUUGCAGUGGCAUUGAUGCUUAUCUAAAAGGAAGUUCUGAAGAUAAUCUGGAAAUGCCUGUUGUUGAGAGCUCAGAGCAACAAAGCACCGGUGGUGCUCUGUGGGAUAUCUUCCGCAGACAGGAUUCUGAUAAAUUACAAGAUUAUCUUAGGAAGCAUUGCUCUGAAUUCCGGCAUAUUUACUGCAAUCCAGUGAAAAAGGUAUUUCACCCAAUUCACGAUCAGUCUUUCUACUUAACUCAGGAGCAUAAAAGAAAGCUCAAGGAAGAAUAUGGUAUUGAACCCUGGACGUUUGAACAGAAGCUUGGUGAAGCUGUUUUCAUUCCUGCUGGAUGUCCUCACCAAGUGAGAAAUUUGAAGUCCUGCAUCAAAGUUGCGCUUGAUUUUGUCUCCCCAGAAAAUGUUGGUGAGUGUGUUAAGUUGACCGGGGAGUUUCGACGACUUCCAUCAUUCCACAAAGCUAAAGAAGACAAACUAGAGAUUAAGAAGAUGGCUCUUCAUGCCCUGAACGAAGCUGUAAACUUCUUGGAUCCUUGUUCCUCAGAAGGGUUGAAGAUUGGGGUUGGUGAGAACAGCUGUGGAGAUGAAUCUGCAGAUGAGAAGCCGCCGCCUAAAAGGCAGGGCAGUCGCCGAAGAGGUGAAGUGCCAAGUGUUGAUGAGAAGUCCAACAGCAAAGCCACAGAUGAGAAGCCUAAAAGGCGAGGCUUCAAGGACAACAAGUCCAAAAAGGCAGCAUAUCAAUCUCAGAUUGUGGACUACCAUUGCAUAUAUACGGGAUACUGGACAGAUGACAACGGAGCAAAACUGAAGGAUAAGGGGAGAGAAAGUCGUACUCGCCUCGACCUCGACCUCCGCCGGGAAGCAGUCCCGCCGAUCACUGCGCUGCUCGCCUGGAAGCAGAUCUCGCCGGCGAGCCUCCUCCCCUUUGGCAAGACCUGGCCGGCGACGCCUUUGCUCCCCCCGGUCUCCUUCCUCCUCGACGAGCUCAUCCCAUGGGUCGUGCUCCUCCCAGCCGGGAAGCAGUCCCACCCGGGCUGCCUGCCGCUGGAAGCAUAUCCACGGGCGAGCCUCCUCCCCCCCUCUGGCAAGACCACACGGCGACGCUGCUCCCCACGGGUCUCCUUCCUCCUCGACGAGCUCGUCCCCAUGGGUCGUGCUCCUCCUCGCCGGCUCUCUUCGUCUUCGCUGCCAGCUCCUCCCACACGGUCUCCUCCCAAGAUGACGGGAACAGAGGGUCAAUCUGAAACUGCAAGUGGAACAAAGGGAGCAACUGUCUUGAGAAGGAAUUCAGAUGAUGUGGGAUGGGAGUAUGGGGUUCUUGUUGAUCCGAACAACAAGGACAAGGUGAAGUGCAUACUGUGUGACAAGCAAAUGUUUGGAGGGGUUUAUCGGUUGAAGCAACAUAUCGCCCAGGAAGGAAAGAAUGCGAAGAAAUGCCAGGGCACGAAGACCACCAAAGAGAAGUUGUUAGAGGCUCAAGAAAAGUGCAAGAAAGCACUAGAUGAAGCAAAAAGGAAGAGGGAGGAGAAGACUGUUCGUGAGCUAGAACUUAGAGAGGAAGUUCAUGUAUCUAGGGUUGGAGGGUCAGAGGAAGUCACUUGUGUUGGAAGUUCAGAGCCUCACAAAUUAGGCCCCAUGGACAAAUGGACAAAAGCUAUUGAUCCUACAGCAACCAAACCUAAAUCUUUGACUCAACAGAAGCUGAACAAGGAACUUUGGAAAGAAAGAUUACAUGAGGCGCAUAAAUAUAUUGCAAGAUGGGCCUAUAACCAUGCAAUUGGACAAUUUGGGCCUGGAAUUGAACCUCCAACUAUGUUUGACCUGCGAGGAAGAUUGCUGGAAGAAGAAUAUGCAAGAACCAAGAGUUUUCUGCAAGAACGUGAAGCCGAGAAGUUGAAGAAUGGGUGCUCUAUUAUGACCGGUGCUUGGUCAGAUAAGAAGAGGAGAAGCAUAAUGAAUGUGUGCACUAAUUGUGCUGAUGGAACCAAUUUUAUUUCCUCAAAAGAGAUGUCAGAUGUGUCACACACAAGUGAAGUCAUCUUUGAACUAGUGGACAAAGCAAUCGAAGAUAUUGGUCCAAAUGAUGUGGUGCAAGUUGUGACUGACAAUGCUUCUAACAACAUGGGAGCAAAGAAGCUACUGCAUGAGAAGAGACCACAGGUCUUUUGGACCUCUUGUGCAACUCACACAAUCAACUUGAUGCUCCAGGGAAUUGGCAACAUGCCUCGGUUCAAGAAGGUGAUUGACCAAGCAAAGACAUUCAUCAUAUUUGUCUAUGGGCACACAAGAACACUAGAGUGCAUGAGGUACUUCACUGAGGGCAAAGAGAUAGUAAGGCCAGGAGUGACUAGGUUUGCUUCAAACUAUUUGACUUUGAACAGCAUACAAGAGAAGAAGGACCAACUAAGAAAGAUGGUGAUGCAUAGUAGGUGGGACUCAUUGAAGGAUGUGAAAUCAAAGAAGGGAAAAAAUGCCACAGCAACUAUAUUGAAUCCAAACUUUUGGAAGGAUGUAAAGUUGACAUUGGCUGUUUUUGAGCCAUUGUUCAAAGUUCUCCGUUUGGUUGAUGGAGAUGUGAAGCCGUCCAUGGGUUUUGUAUAUGGAGAACUAUUAAAGGCAAAGAGACAGGUCAAAGAGGCCCUUGGCAAUAAUGAGUCCCGUUUCAAGGAUGUUAUUGCUGUUGUUGACAAGAAAAUGGCUGGAAGACUUGAUUCUCCAUUGCAUUUGACAGCUUAUUUGCUGAAUCCACACUAUAUUUAUGCUGACCCUUCAAUCUUUGAUGCUCCCAAAAUGACAGAAGGAUUUAUCAGUUGUGUGGAGACUUUUUAUUAUCAUGAUGAAGACAUGCAAGAACAAGCUGCCAACAUUGAACUCCAGAAGUAUCAGAAUAGAGAAGGACCAUUUAGCAAGAAGCUUGCAAGGACUUUUGAAAACUUUGAUUAUAAUCCAGCAUCAUGGUGGCGGCUUUAUGGAGCUGAAACACCAGCUCUACAGAAGAUGGCUACCAAGAUCCUAUCUUUAACAGCAAGUUCUUCUGGUUGUGAAAGAACUUGGAGUGGGUUUGAUGGGGUGCACACUAAGAAGAGAAAUAGGCUUACUACAGACCGCCUCAACAAGUUGGUCUACAUUCAAUUCAACAACAGGCUGAUUAAUAAGAGAGCAAAGAUCAAGUCAAAGAAAAUUACUGAUGUUCUCUUGUCUAGUGAUACAACUGAAGCUCAAGGUUUCCUCCAAGAGAAUGGAGAUGAUUGUGCAUUAGUUGUCUUUAGAGAUGAGGAAGAUGAGGAAGAACUCAUGGAAGGUACAGGGAUACCUUGGUCUGUGCUUGGAGAUGAAGUGGGAGCAGAAGAACAACUAGAGCUGCGUAGAAGUGCAAGGGUGAGAGAGCUCUAUGAAGAAGAGUUUGAGUCCGAAGAAGAAGAGUUUGAUGAAGAUGAGGAUGACUAUGUGAUGGAUGAACCCUACUGA